AAGUUUUAACAAUUUAUGUUAUUUUCAGAUAGAACUAUUGCUCUUGGACAAUUUACUGGUGUGAGCUUAGAUGGAGAUGUUUUUCUGAAUAUAAUAGAUGUGAGGCAUGAGUGGCUGUCUCUUAUUAAAAAAGUUAGUCAAGAAGACAGUGCCCUUACGGAAAUACCUAAUUAUGAAAAAGCCCUCUCAAGCAUUCUAAGAAAUAUACAUAUUUGUAGAAGAAAAUUUAUGCCCAAAGUAUCAGCAGCACAAUACUGCAGUCACCUCCGUCAGUUGAUAACAUCAAUAGGCGACUUUUAUGGACGCGGGAGGAAAAUUUCAGAUUCUGUGCCAGAAUCUCUUAGCAAAUACGAAAUUGUUGUUGAACCAGAAGCUGGUCCUUUGAUGGUUUCGCCAACUGGUCAGUUCAUUACACCAUCAUCAUGUCCAGCAGAUGAACUGAUUGCUUUUAUUACAAAUCAUUUAGAUGAAGCUACUCUUCUUUUAACAGAAUAUAGUAUAAAUAAACAUAUUGAGAAAGCUCUAUAUAAAGAGGUAAAAGAAAGAUUUCAACUAUUGGACUUAAUUAAAGACGACAGUAUUACACCUGGAUUGAUGAUCCUAUGUUGUCAAAGAUUGUUGACUCGAAUAGAUAAAAUUGAUGAGAAUUUACGAGGAAACAUUUUAUACGUAACUCAUUACUAUUCCGUGCUGUCUGACGGCGUUUUAUGUAUUCCAUGGAAUUUUAAAUAGUUAUAUCUGUAAAAUAAUGUUAUAGCUUUUCCGUUUAAAAUUUUAUUAACAUUAAAACUGUACAUAUAUAGAAAGUUAGCAAAAUGUAAUCUGAAAAAACAGCAAAAUCGAAUUAAAUAGCGAAUAAACAUGUAUUUUA
Zerene cesonia (dogface butterfly) is the source of this 871-nucleotide messenger RNA. Its product is annotated as T-cell activation inhibitor, mitochondrial-like. Gene Ontology annotation, cellular component: mitochondrion. Lineage: Eukaryota; Metazoa; Arthropoda; Insecta; Lepidoptera; Pieridae. The transcript has 6 exons. The coding region runs from base 16 to 732 and encodes 238 amino acids. The record is from RefSeq and is a predicted model, not a curated record.